CUUCUCAAGCUUUGAAUGACGCGAUCAUCUCGCUUUCGCUCAACUUUGCGUGUUGCCACGCUAUAGAGGAUCCUAGGUGGCCUCGUUCAAUAACGCUGGCGACCAGUACCCGUGACAGUCAGCUCGCGCGCGUGGGGACAACAGACAGACAGACAUUCGCCCCCCACCCGCUCCGACCUGCUUGUUUUUCCUUUUUUCUCGCAGACUUUUCUGUGUUACUUGACAACAAUGCUCUUAUCUUUCCUACGGAUAACACCCACUGUUUCGUGUAUGAAGGCGUAAUCGCUGUGUAGUGGAGCAGCUCGGAUUCUGCGAGACCAAAGACAACUCUUAUUUAGGAAACCAACAUGCCGCGGAGGAAACAAGAAGCGCCCAAGCGUGCGGCAGCCUAUUCUCCAGAGGAGUUGGAGGAGAUGAAGGAGCAUGCGUUGGAAGAGGAGGUGGAGGAAGAGGACGUGGACUUCCCAGAGGAGGGGGAGGGCACAGAAAAGGACCUCUUCACCACGGAGCCACUGGGUGACCAGGAUUCAGUCGCAGGGACGGAGGUCUCCGCUCAGGAGAUGGACAGCGAAUCGCAUGUGAGCGAGGCCAGCGACCUGCUGUCAGACUUUGAGACGGCGUCAUUCAAAGCCGAAGAGGUGCCUGCCAAAGAGCCUCAGAGAGUAGCGGGUUUGGAGAGCCCCCCCCCUGGCGUCAACGCUCCCUUGGCCCAGGACACCCUAGAACAGAUGAAGGCAAUCUACUCCAGUUUUCUGACCAACUCCUACUGGUCACCCCUGAAUUUUAACCCCACUCCAGCACAGACUCUGACCCCGACCGUUGUGGAGAAGCCACCACGGACUAGCAGCACUAGUAGCAGCAGUAGCUGCAGCAGUAGCUACGACUGGCACCAGUCGGCGGUGGCCAAGUCCCUGCAGCAGCGGGCCUCCCAGAGCCGCCACACCCCCUCCUCGGAGCCCAGCCUCUUCAGCACGGUGCAGCUCCACCGGCAGAACCCCAGACUGUACGGCAACAUCUUCACUGGCGCCAGCAAGUUCCGCUGCAAGGGCUGCAGCGCCGCCUACGACACCCUGGUGGAGCUCACGGUGCACAUGAAUGAGACCGGCCACUACCGCGACGACAACCACGAGAGGGGUGCCAACGGCUCCAAAGGCCGCUGGUCCAAGCCUCGCAAGCGCUCCCUGCUGGAGAUGGAGGGCAAGGAAGACGCCCAGAAGGUGCUGAAGUGCAUGUACUGCGGCCAUUCCUUUGAGUCCCUUCAGGACCUAAGCGUCCACAUGAUCAAGACCAAACACUACCAGAAAGUGCCUCUGAAGGAGCCCAUGGUCCCAGUGGCAGCCAAAAUGAUUUCCAGGAAAAGAGCUCCCCUCUCUGGGAGCCUAGACUUCCCUGGAUCCCCACGCGGAAGAGAGGUGACCCCCAAACCCAAAGUAUCCCUGGGUGAUCCCAGCGACCACUCCCAUAAGUCAUCCAACCCCUACAGCACUCCCAACAAUCGCUUUGGCCACCAGAACGGUGCCAGCUAUGCGUGGCAGUUUGAAUCACGCAAGUCCCAGAUCUUAAAGUGCAUGGAGUGUGGGAGUUCCUACAAUACCCUGCAGGAGCUAACUGCCCAUAUGAUGGUGACGGGUCACUUCCUCCGCGUCACCAACAGUAACCCCCUCAGUAGGAGAGGAGGCAGGUCUGUCGCAGAGGCUGCCCCCCCCAGCCCUGUCCAGUCCACAGACUCUACUGAGGAGAGGGUUCAGUCGAUCCCAUUGGCUCCUUCUACAUUCUCUCCUCCUCCUGCCGUAUCACCUCCAGCCAUGUCCCCUCCUCUCAAAGACAUUAAGAAGGAGGACACAGAGGAGGAGUGUACCAUGGACGCGAUCAGCCGCGACAAGCAGGUGUCGAACAGGGACGGGGACGUGGAAGUGGAAGAAAAGUUUGACAUCUCCACCAGGUAUGACUAUCUAACGGAGGAAGACCUGAAAGAGAGCCCCAAGGGCGGCUUAGACAUUCUCAAGUCCUUGGAGAACACAGUGACUUCAGCCAUCAACAAAGCUCAGAGUGGCAACCCCAGCUGGGGGGGGUACCCCAGUAUCCACGCUGCGUAUCAGUUUCCCAGUUCCCUGAAGCUCCCUCAGGGCUGCACUACUGAGAAGAGUUCCCCUCUCAAGUAUUUUACUGGAGCAGAGGGUGUACUCUCCUCCCUCAGCAAGAUACAGCCGCUCAUCUCUCCACUGGGAAGCCAGAGCCCUCCGUUCCCCCACCUGAACAACUUCCAGGCCAUGGAGGAACUGGUGAAGAAGGUGACGGAGAAAGUGGCCAAAGUUGAGCGGAGAGUGAAGAGCGAGGAGUCGCCCAAGAGAGCAGAGCACCUUUCCCCCUGUAGCAGUGAGGGGGCAGAGUCUACCCCCUCAGACUCCCCCCAGGAAUGGAGGCCGGUGACCCUGGCUAACAGUGACAGAGGUAGCCAUGGCAACAGAGUCUCACCGUCCGAGGCGGAGAGCAGGAGAGGGGCGGUCCAACCGCCAGCCUCUGCUCUAAACUGCAGCGCGGCUAUCAUAACCGGACAUGCCCCUCUGGAACAGCCCUUUGUUAACCCUUUAAGUGCUCUUCAGUCUGUGAUGAAUGUCCACCUGGGGAAGGCUGCCAAGCCCAUCGUUCCCAGUCAGGACCCUCUCAGUCUGCUGUCCAGAUUGAGUCAGAGUAUGGCCGAGAGGGCUGCUGUGGCCGCCACCCCAACACACUCCAAAAAACAAUCAGAGCCUGCGGCUUUUAGUAGUGUCUGCCAGUCCAGCAAUGACCAGCCCAUGGACCUGACUAAAGGAAAAAGUGACCGAGGGGGCUCUAUGGGCUCUGCUCCUCUGACUCCCUCAUCGACAGCGUCCUCAGUCUCCCCUGUCUCAAUGAUGACACCUGCCAAUAUGACUGUGGUCUCUCCCUUUGCGUCCAGCAGCCCACUCCAAGAGAACGCCCUGUCGGACAUCUCCGACAUGCUGAGGAACCUGACUCAGUCGGCACACGUCUCGAAGCCCGUUUCGCGGACCCGUAUCACGGAGCGAGUCGUGGAUGCGGUGGGCCCCACCGCCCCAGAGGAGGCGGAGGGGUCCAUGGCCAGUAAGCGUAAAGGCCGCCAGUCCAACUGGAACCCGCAGCACCUGUUCCUCCUGCAAGCCCAGUUCUCCUCCAGCCUCCGACAGACGUCUGAUGGCAAGUACAUAAUGUCUGACCUGAGCCCCCAGGAGAGAAUGCACGUGUCCCGCUUCACGGGCCUCUCCAUGACCACCAUCAGCCACUGGCUGGCCAAUGUAAAGUACCAGCUGCGGAGAACCGGCCGGACCAAGUUCCUCAAGAACCUAGACUCGGGCCACCCGUUGUUCUUUUGCAGCGAGUGUGCCUCACAGAUCCGGACCCCUACUGCCUACAUAUGCCACCUGGAGGCCCAUCUGGGCUUCAGACUUAAGGACCUGGCCAAGCUUGCUCCAAAACAGACCCUGAGGGACUCCUUUAAAGGUGGAUCCGAUAGACCGCCCCUCCUGGAUCCCUUCCUCGUCUCUCCUCCGCCCGCUUCACAGUCCCAAGAGUUGGGAAGUGGGACUGUGUACCAUUGCCAGCUGUGCAUACGGAAGUUUGCUAGUAAGCAUGCCAUCAAGCUCCACCUCAGCAAGAGCCACGGGAAGUCCCCAGAGGACCACCUCCUGUAUGUCUCUGAAAUGGAGAAACACUCGAAGUAAAAUGUACAUUACUUCACAGAAACAUUUGAGUGCUGUCAGCUAUGGACAUACUGGAAUAUAAGCUGUUUAAAAAAAAAAGAAUACAAAACACGUCAAGGAAAAAAAAUUAAUUGUGUGACAGAAAUGCACAAUGAUGCCAUUAACUACUGUUAAAUAUCAGCACAAGGUGUUUACAUCCAUAGCCUAUGCUUAAUUGUCUGUAUUUUUCUCUAUUUCGAAAGACAUUCAUUUCAAAUGUUGAAGAUUUACGCAGUGUUAAAGGAAUAGUUUGCCCAACUUACAAAUGUACAUGUUCCCUUACCUUUUACCGCAAGUUGUCUUUUGUCCAGGAGAGAAAACAUUUUAGUGGUUUUGUAAUUUUGGUGAUUUCUACCUUUGCUGAAAAUAGUAAUUUGAGGUUUAUUACAUUGUAAUGUAUUUUAUUUUCUAUGUGAAGUUGAUUGAAAGGUGUUGGCUUUUUGUUGAACCACAUGUAUGCAGUUACCAGUUAACAGUUUAAAAGUUUGGUACUUUGCUACAGUUUUUAUUUGGUGUGUGUGUGUGUGUGUGUGUGUGCGCGCGUGUGUGCGUGUGUGCGUGCGUGCGUGCGCUGAUUAUGGCAUUUUUACUCUAAGAGAACAGGUAAGAAUCUAGCAGUACUCUCCGGUAGAUGUUUUGAAUCAGUUCAACAGUAGGUUGUUGCAUCACAUUUUAUUAUAUUCGACAGUUGUUUUGUUUUUUUGCAUUGCGGAUUUGUGGAAUCUGCAGUAUUACUUAUCAUCAAGUCAGGGGCCCUCAAUCCAGGUCAAUGUAAAAAUGUAUAUACACUAUAGGCUUACCACUUGCUGUUUAAGUUAUGCAUACUUGUUAUAUUUCCUCAUUUAAAAGGACUAUGACUAUCCACUGGUGCAGAGCCUUUGAAGAAAAAUUACAUUGUUUUGCACAAUAGUUUUAUAAAUGUUACUUGAUUAAACAAAUAUAUAUAUAAAAUGGAACUUUGUUCAUGCCCUGUUGCUUCUAUUAUUAAAUUGACUUAAAUUGCUGCACACAACUGUUCUCU
Esox lucius (northern pike) is the source of this 4758-nucleotide messenger RNA. It is a transcript of the gene tshz3a, whose product is annotated as teashirt zinc finger homeobox 3a. Lineage: Eukaryota; Metazoa; Chordata; Actinopteri; Esociformes; Esocidae. The record is from RefSeq and is a predicted model, not a curated record. Gene Ontology annotation, molecular function: DNA-binding transcription factor activity, RNA polymerase II-specific; DNA binding. Gene Ontology annotation, cellular component: nucleus. The transcript has 2 exons. Gene Ontology annotation, biological process: regulation of transcription by RNA polymerase II. Bases 348 to 3719 code for a protein of 1123 amino acids.